GCGAUUGUGUUUGCGCGUGCGGUGGACCGAAGCUGAACUCGGCUUCGAUGUAGAGCAGGAUAUUACCCAUUAUCCGUGAUGGCCCCGGUUUACACCGAAUAUUUGUGUUUUCGCGUUAUGAAACAGAUAAUUUUGAGAAGUCUUUAGUUAAAGAUUUCUUCGUGUGCGCGUACAUGGGUAUAAAAUGAUAUCCCGGUGUGGAAACAGAGGAAUAAGCCGGUAUAAUCCUCGCAGUCGGAUAGAGGCGAAGCUUAUGUUUUGUAUUUGCACUUCCGGGUUUGGACCGUGAUGGAAAUGGACCAAGAGGACGGUACCGAGUUCGUCCUGACUUUCGCCGUGGACGUUAAUGAAAACCGAACAGAGAGCUGUAAAUCACACACUCUCCAACCUCUGGCUCAGACUCAGAGUGUGAACAAUGUGUUUAAUCCAGGUCCAAAAUGUCCUGUUGACUCAAGAGGAACCUGGGUCACUUCUGAAGAACCUCAGAUCAAUGGUUUUUCCGAACCUGAUGGUGUGAUUGAGCUGAGUCUGGAACCAAAGGGUGGGGAAUGCAAAGCUGACACAUCUGGACACAUCAGGGCACCAGAUGGAGAAACAGGAUGUUUUGGAGAAAUCAGUCCUAACCUAACUCAAAACAGACAUUGUGAUGGUUCUGAUGGUCACCUGACCGUGAAUGGGAAAGUUGUGGAUCUUUGGGGGUUUCAUGGCAGCCCGGUUAUGAGUGACGGAACAACAGUUAUUGGAGGAACCAAUGGCAAUCUGAUCACAUCUGUGGAAACAUCAGAAACGGAAAGAGGAACCCACUCCAGAUGGCUUACAUUUGGUGAAACUUAUGGAAAUGAUGAUUCUCUGACCGAAUCUAGACACACAGUCACAUCUCAUGGAACUCAUGCAGAUGUUUGGGAAUUCCAUGCCAGGGCAUUUGGCAAUAAGAACACAUCUGCAGAAACAUCAGGUGGUAUAGGAACCAACAUAAACUGGGCUAUAACUAGAGAUGUUGCUGGGUUUAGUGAAACCAAUGGCAGCCUGACUGAAUCUAGACCUGUAAAUACAUUAGAUGCAGUAGAUCCAAUUGUGAUUGGAGAAACUGUCAGUACUGGAGAAUCCAGUGGUUAUCAGAUAACAUCGGGAGAAAUAACAGAUUGGAUCAACGUCCACUCAGUUGCUUUAGUAGAAACAGUGGGCACCAAAGGCUUAAAUGCUGUACUAGCUAAGAAAACAGUCAGUGAUGAAGGAAGUGAUGGUAUUCUUACCAUGGCUGGAGCCUGUGCCAGCAUGGCUGCAUUUGAAGAAACAACCACCAUCUGGACCAAUAGACACCAUACAGUCACUGGAGAAACCAAUGGUGAUUUUACUGCAAAUGAGGAAUCUGAUGGUCCUCAAUGCACCAAGAUCAGACAUGUUACUGCAGAUAAAGCCUCACAAACUUAUGAAACCAAUGCAAGUCCAAGUGUUGCUGAUAAAAUGGUGGAUAGUAAAGAAACCAGCACCAGUUUGGCCACAUCUGGAGAAUGUGCAGCCAGUAGGACAACCAACAGCAACUCAGUUGAUCGAGAAGAAACUGCCAGAGCCUGUUAUAACAACACCUGUUUGACUGUAACUGGAGAAACCAUGAGUAUUGGAGGAAAUCAUGAUAAUCUAACUAGAUCUGGAGAAACAGCAGUUACUGGUAAAACCAAUCCUAGCUUACUUGUAACAGGAAUUGGUGUCAGCGUGACCACAUGUAGAAAUGUAGAUACAGUUGAUGUAAAAACAGCUGCUGUUGUAACUGGAGAACCCAUGAGCAUGAAGGAAACUGGUGUGAGCCAAGUUUUAUCCCGGGAUCAGGUUCCUGGGAAUCCCAAGCUGGGGAAUGAUGCGACAAAAGCCAAGUUUGACAUUUGGGGAAAUCCAGACUGUCAAGUCCACCCUUGGGUGUGUGUCAGUAAGCAUCCGAGUUCCUUCUGUACAGAAUCAGAAAUGAAAAUACCUAACGGAUUCAUGACUUGUCCUGAAAUCCAAAUGGACACAAGUCAGCAUGAAGGAACCUUUAGAGCCGAAGCUCUAGACAAAGGUGUCAGGGUGGGGAACUGUGGAUAUUUAGUAAUAAACCCAAGGAGCAUUUCAGGAACCUCCUCCAUCCCUGUUUAUUCAAUCAGGGAACCUUGGAACUCUGGAGAAUGGGGACAGGAAGUUAGAAACUCGUUAGAUCAUGGGCCAGAAACCAUCUCGGACCUCUCAAAGCUUUGUAUAGCUAACGUGAAUGAAGAAAUGAUCAAGCAAGAGAUUGAAACACGACAGGAGCAUGAAGUAGAUGUUAGUGACAGUGUUGGUGUGGCAAGACCACGCACUCUGAGAACUAAUCCUGGGCAGGCAGUGUCUCUUAGCUGUGACUCCACUCCUCUGAACGACAGUAACGUUGGCUAUUUCGUAGAUGAUGAAGACAUGGAUGUUAUUAUGAACAGUUUGGAGCUUGGCCGUCGACAGAGUGCUCCUGAUAAACUUCAGGAGAGCAAAUGCGCCGAUCCCGAACCUUCAGCUGAGCAGACGGAAAACAAGAGGCAAGGAUUUGCUGACUUUCUAACAAGGAGUCUGUUUUCCUGGAAGCUCAAAGACCCCAAGGCCACGACAGCUGCACCAGGAUGGAGAUUAUUUGGAAAAAUCUCUCCAAAAGGGAGCAACACCAGGGACAGCAGACUUCCCCCGCAGCAUGUGCCAGUUAGACGCAAGAAUCUGGAGUUCGAGCCUCUCUCCACCACGGGCCUCAUUCUGGAGGACAGACCUGCGAACCUGCCAGCGAAGUCUGAGGAAGAAGCUGAGAGACACAGACAGCAGUACAGUGAGAUGAUGGCAGGAGUCAAAAGGAGAGAGCUAAAGGAGGCUCAGCGUAAAAAGAAACAGAUGAAGGAGCGCUACCGACAGGAGGAGAGCAUCGCCCGCGCUCUGGUGGUCUGGAACACGGAGAUCCUGCCCAACUGGGAGAACAUGAGGAACACACGACGUGUGCGGGAGUUGUGGUGGCAGGGUCUUCCACCGAGCAUCCGCGGCAAAAUCUGGAGCCUCGCUAUCGGAAACGAGCUCAACAUCACACCCGAACUGUAUGAAAUCUUUCUGUCUCGAGCUAAAGAGAAGUGGCGCAGUUUUAACGAGACUGGGUCGCUCAGUGAGAAUGAAGAUUGUGGUGUAGACAAGGAGUCGAGUUUGGACCUGAUUAAGCUGGACAUCUUCAGAACCUUCCCCUCGCUUUAUAUCUUUCAGAAGGGUGGACCGUAUCAUGAUGUUUUGCACAAUGUUUUGGGAGCAUACACCUGCUACAGACCUGAUGUAGGAUAUGUGCAGGGAAUGUCCUUCAUAGCUGCUGUCCUUAUCCUGAACCUUGAGGAAGCCGAUGCUUUUAUUGCCUUUGCCAACCUCCUCAACAAACCGUGUCAAAUGGCCUUCUUCAGGGUGGACCAUGACCUGAUGCUGAAGUAUUUCGCUGUCUUUGAGGUUUUCUUCGAGGAGAAUCUGCCCAAAUUAUUCCAGCACUUUCAUAGCAACAGUCUGACUCCAGACUUUUACCUCAUAGACUGGAUCUUCACGCUCUACAGUAAGCCGUUGCCGCUGGACGUGGCAUGCCGCGUGUGGGAUUUGUUUUGCCGUGACGGAGAGGAAGCCCUGUUCCGCACUGCAUUAGGAAUAUUGCGGCUCUAUCAGGACGUCCUGCUGCAGAUGGACUUCAUCCACAGCGCCCAGUUCCUGUCCCGCCUCCCGCAGAACACCCCGGCUCACACACUCUUCACCUGCAUCUCUAACACACACAUGCUCAGCAACAACCGCCGCUGGAACCAGGUUUUUUCAGCUCUGGUGAAAGAUGGACCUAAAGAGGCUGAUAAAACAGGAAGUCCUGCAUUAAGAAGCUAACGCCGUACAGAGUGUUUAUGAUGUUUGGGAUGUUUAACGGGGUCCUGGUGUACAGUGUUAACAAGUCGGACUGCAGAGGUUCGGCCACUCGGGGAAGAUCGUGGGAAGAAGCCGCGGAUUCACCUGAUGCAGAGAGGACAUUUCUCUGUGCGUGCGUGCGUGUGUGUGAGAGAGAGUGAGUGAGUGAGUGAAUGAAGUUGUACCAUGUGCCAAAUGUUUGUGACUGUAAAGCAAGUACGCACAGACACAAGUGCAAUACACACUAACGCAAGUGUAAGGCCGUGCGAAUACCAUAAACAACAAUCCUUUCGAGUUAUUAAGGGUGGAGCUUAUCUUAAAUUCAAAGAGCCUAUUACCUAUUACAUCUUUUUAAAAAAAAAUUCUUUUACAUUAUGCUAGCUUCCUGCACGCAAUACUGAGUUAGCCAAGGUAAGUUUAAGAAUACCUCAGUAGCUAUCUAACGUUUCCUAGCAGGCUAGCUCACGUUCACAUUCUGUAACUGCUGUUGUGAUGUCAUGAGAUUUAGUUAACUUAAGCUCCGCCCUCCUCGAGCCAAGGAUUAAACGGUUAAACGGCAACCUAAAGGACGCAACGACAAACCGUUACCCUGAACGUUACUUGAAGACGAGCAACAAAAGCGACACUUUAUUAUUCUGAUACGUUUCCAGAUAUUAUGUCAGUGACCAUAUGUGCAAUGUCGCCCUCUAAAGGGAGCUCUUUGCUAGAGAUUGAUUUUAUUUUCUUUAGAGCAGGCGUCUGGGUUAAAAAGCUGAAACGAUAUGUCUAACCGUCUUGUUUUGUAAUAUUUUACAGCCGUGAGCGCUGACAGGACAUACGGUGAAUGGGUUUUUUCCCCACUACCAUGAUCUUUAAACAGAAUUUUGUCCUGAAGUUAUAUUUAUAAUAUUUUAAAAAAUUAAAUGAUUUAAUGAAAGAAAAAUGAAA
This is a messenger RNA of Clarias gariepinus (North African catfish), 4827 nucleotides long. RefSeq names its product TBC1 domain family, member 12a (gene tbc1d12a). Bases 289 to 3882 code for a protein of 1197 amino acids. NCBI's taxonomy places the organism in Eukaryota, Metazoa, Chordata, Actinopteri, Siluriformes, Clariidae. The record is from RefSeq and is a predicted model, not a curated record. The transcript is spliced from 13 exons.